AUGUCAUCAUUCCCUGUGCUGAAGAAUCGACCCAUUGAUCAAUGGAAAGUUACUGAGUUGAAGGAUGAACUUCGAAAGAGGAGGCUCCCUGUAAAAGGUCUGAAAGAAGAACUUGUGAGGCGUCUCUUUGAAUCUAUUCAGAGUGAAGAGGCAUCUGACGAAUCUGCUGAAGACGUCGGAGCCAAUGAAGGCGCACCCAUUGGUAAAGAUGCGAAAGAUGUGGGGGCGAAUGGACCGUCUGAUCAAGCACCUGAAGAACAUACUGCUAGUCAGAAAACUGCAGUUUCUGCUACAGAAGUUGGUCAGGAAACUAGGGUUCAUGCAACUCAGGAAACUGCAGUUCCUCUCCCAGAAGUUACUCAGGAAAUUAUGGCUUCGUCUGUGGAACAGUCCCCCGGGGAUAAUGUAGUGGCAAACCAUGAAUCCCUCUCAAAAGAAGCCCCAACAGAAAAAGGAGAUCAGCCAGAAGCAGUUGCUGGAGAAAAUUCUACAGUACAAGCAGGGCACCAGCACUCUGAAAGCAAUAAGAUGCACAUUGAGGAGACACCAGAGGUUGUCACCAAUGGAACAACUGUUGUCGCUGAUGUGACCAGUGCUGAUCUCAAGUCGGACUUGAUCUCUUCUGAAGCCAAGUCAGAUACUGCUGAAGCUAGCAAAACUGAUAAACAUGACACAUUACCAAAACCUGUGGAUGCCCAAAUACCAGAUGCUGAUCCUAUGGAAACUGAUGUUGCAGCUGCAUCAAUGAACAAUGAUGGGGAGAGGUUUGUUCCUGAGAAUGAUUUGGGCGACAAUACAUGGAUCGAUAAUGAAGUGUGCAGUUCUAACCUCAUGAAUGAGGAUCACAAGCCCAUUGUAUCAAAAUCAAAUAAUCAGGUACCUGAGGUUUGCCCAGAUCUAGGGUCUCCAAUUAAGUGUGAGUCAAUUUCUAGUGAUGAUAUAUCAAAUACCAAAAAGAAUAUAAAGGAUAACUUGAAUGCUAAUAAUUUUGAUUUAGAACUAGAGGUUAAGCCAGAUAUGGUCAAACCAUCAUCCGGCAUUACUUCCUUAGGUGGAGAAUUGCAGCCAUUGGAUGAUGACAAAGAGUUGGUCAAGAACCAGUUCUCUUUGGAAGACACAGAUUCCACUGCCAACGUGGAUGAAGUUGGCUCUCCAGAGAAACUAAAUUUAGACAGGAGUUCAGGUGAUGAGUCAAUGGAGGAUGAUGUUAUGGAGAUUAAGCAACUUGAUUUCAGUGUUAAAUAUGAUGAUCUCAGAGGAAAGACUGAGCCUAACUCAGAAUACGUGAAAGAGGUGUCUCUUCCUGAUUCUGUUGUCAAGAGCUCCUCUGCUGAUACAAAGGAAGUUAUAGCUGAAGAAAAUCCAUCAGCUUCAACUGAAAAGAGAAAAUUUCAAGCUCAAGAAACUGUUGCAAACACUGAGCCAAUCAAACGUCAGCGUCGAUGGGCUGCAGAUAGUGGCAAUGUUCCAGAAAGACAACCAUUGAGUCAAAGUGGUUCUGAUGCUCGUAAGGAUAUUCUCCAGCCUGCCUUAAAACGUUCUCUUGGCAGGUCUGAUUCAACAGCAAGUGGAGAUUCUCCAAAGGAGAGGAUUGUGCCACCAUCUCAGAAAUCUGCAACAACUUCCUUGAGAAUCGACCGGUUUGUACGCCCAUUUACCCUGAGAGCUGUGCAAGAGCUUCUUGGUAAAACUGGAUCUGUUUGUAGCUUCUGGAUGGAUCAUAUCAAGACCCACUGCUAUGUUACAUUCUCCUCGGUGGAGGAAGCUACAGCUACUCGUGAUGCUGUCUACAACCUGCAGUGGCCCCCGAACAAUGGCAAUUAUCUGUUAGCUGAAUUUGUUGAUCCCCAGGAAGUGAAACUCAAGCUUGAACCCCCUCCCCCUCCCCCAGCAGCAACAGCAGCGGCGGUUCCUAUUAGCCCAGCCACUACACCAAGGGAGGCUCCUUUUCAGCAAGGUCAGGCAAAUCAAAGUGUGCCUCGCCAAGCUGCUGCUACACCAAGGGAGCAAUUGCCGCCUCCACCACCCCUUGUGAAGCCUCCUACAUCUGAUCCAAGGGAGAAGCUCCCACCCACCCCAAAGAAGGCAGAACCUCCUGUGGUGACACUUGAUGAUCUCUUCAGAAAGACACAAUCCUCUCCAAGGAUUUACUAUCUGCCUUUAUCAGAUGAGGAGGUGUCAGCCAAGCUUGCUGCACAGGGCAAAGCAAAUUAG
Messenger RNA from Triticum turgidum subsp. durum (durum wheat), 2214 nucleotides. Lineage: Eukaryota; Viridiplantae; Streptophyta; Magnoliopsida; Poales; Poaceae. The record is from the annotation of a GenBank genome assembly.